AUGGAACUCUUGAGAGAUAUUCGCAGUGGGGCACUGUUUGGACCACAAGCGUACAUCAUCUAUGUCAUCGAAAUGCAGAAACGAGGCCUUCCCCACGCGCACAUAGCGAUCCGCGUGGCUGAUGGUGGCCCCACCCAAGGCAGGGACAUAGACAAAGUCAUCCGUGCCGACAUACCUGGCCCUGAAGAGGCCGGAGGCCGUCUACGUCAACUCGUCUUGCAACACAUGCUGCACGGCCCUUGUGGUAGGCAGUACAAUCGCACCAACCUCCCCUGCUGGGACGACGACAAGCUCAAAUGCAACAAAUUCUUCCCCAAACCACAGAAUGAAACCACUUUCAUUGACGACCGCGGUUUCGUCAAUUACAGACGUAAUUACAACAAUACCUGCAUGAGCAUGUACAGGAACAGAGAAGUAGAGGUCCACGAUGGCUGGAUCGUGCCCUACAAUCCCUUUCUACUCCUUAAAUACAACGCCCACAUAAACCUCGAGAUCGCCUCCACGAGGAAGGUCAUCAAAUACCUGUUCAAAUACUUACACAAAGGCACCUCUCAAUCCAACGUGCGUGUGCUCCCACUUGACCAACAGGUCGAUGAGCCCGAAGAAUACGCCACCAAACGAAUGAUAGGAGCCAGUGACGCCUGCUGGCGCCUCCUCGGCUUCGAUCAGACCGUUUCAGAGCCAUCCGUCACAAUGCUUCCCGUGCACCUAGAAGGGGAACAAUCAGUCACUUACAAACCCGGCAACGAAGCAGACGCUUUGGAUAGAGCCACCUCAACACUGCUUCGCUACAUGGCCCGCCCCGCAAACGCAGAGUUUGACAAUAUCACGUACCAGGAAUUUUAUGAGAAUUACAUCGAGCACGCCAAGCGACCCACCCGCAACAUGAACGUCCCCGUGUAUGAAAACACAACAGGGACCCACUUUUACACACGGCGCCAGCUCGGUGAACUCGUCUCACGUAUGUUCUGGGUCAGCCCGAAUCGCGGUGAACUCUAUUACCUCAGAGUCUUACUAGCCAAUCUCCCAUGCCGCGGGUAUGCAGAUCUGCUUGCUCGCGCCGGUGACGAUUGCGCAACGUUUCAAGAGGCCGCACGGCGUCUCGGGUUAGCCGACAACGAGAAGGAAUACGCCGAAACUCUGCAGGAGGCUUCUUCCUUCAUGACAGGCGUUAAGCUACGCAACUUCUUCUGCUUGCUAGCCAAUGUCGGCGCCCCAGCUGCUCUUCUCUGGGAAUCAUUCAAAGACAAGCUCUGCGAGGACCACCUGGAAAGGCACCCCGACAAUCCAGAAAAGGCGUACAAGCUAGGACUCAUUCAGAUCGACCGAUCACUCCGCAGAAAUGGGUCCUGCCUCGCUGCUUACGGACUCCCUGUCGUUCAGGACGACAGUACAGAGCUCGGUAGACAAUUCCUCACUUAUAGCGAGGAAGCCCAGAGACGAAUCGUCCAAGACUGGGAACCCCGCCUCACUGUAGAGCAGAGCGACGUGCUUCAAUACAUCAAAGCGUUAGUCGAAGGAUACGCCCCGGCAGACGCACCGACGGCACUGUUCCUCGACGGUCCCGGUGGUUACGGCAAAACACAACUACUCAAAGUCAUCGCAUCUUACCUGAGGUCGAAGGGCAAGGUCUCCCUCUGCGUAGCAAGCUCUGGAAUCGCUGCCCUCAAUUUGGAAGGGGGAACCACGGCUCACGCCAUGUUCCGCUUACCGCUGGACCUCGGAGACGGCCUCGGCAACUGGAACAUAAGCAAUGGUACACAAAGGGCUCAGCUCGUCCGCGCUGCCACGCUUAUCAUCUUCGACGAAGCCCCCAUGAUGCAUAGACACGGCUUUGAGAUGCUGGACCGAUCUCUCAAAGACCUCAUGGGCAAUGACCUUCCAUUCGGUGGCAAGAUUAUUCUAUGCUCCGGAGACUUCAGACAAAUCGCACCAGUAGUGCCACGGGCACGGUGCCCCUCUGAUGUUGUCGCGGUUUCACUCCGCUCUUCACACCUGUGGGAAUUCUUCAAAGUUUUCAAACUCACAGUACCACAGAGAACGCGGGGAUCCGACGACUACUCACAAUACUUACUGCACGUGGGUAACGGUACCCUUCCUGAAACCACAUUUGGAGAAGGCCGCGAACAGGAGAAACUCGUCCCACUUCGAUCUCUGCGUCACAUGACCACACUCCAUCAGCUUAUUGAUGAAAUCUACCCCGGUCACAUCCUCAGCAACCCCGACGCAGCUGCUCAGAGGGCCAUACUCGCCACACUAAACACCAACAUCAGAGCCAUCAAUGACGUCAUACUUCACUCAUUGCACGGAACACUUCACGAGCUCCUCAGCUACGACGAGGUAGACAAAGAGGCUGACGACGGCUUCGACGUGGACGAGGAAACACUCCACCAAACUCGUGCCAAGGGGGUACCCGACCACAUCUUGAAACUGAAAAUCGGGGCCGUUUGCUUCAUAACAAGGAACCUAAACAUUGAGGAAGGACUGGUUAACGGCACUAAAGUCGUCGUCGAGGCUGUAAGCCCCAGGAUUGUCAGAGUCCGCAAGGCAGGAGGCAACGAAACAUUUGCUAUUCCCCGUAUCACGUUUAAAUUCCCAAUAGUAGAUGGCGCCCCACUUAUGAUCAACCGAAGACAGUUUCCACUGCAACUGGCAUACGCCAUGAGCUUCCAUAAAUCACAGGGGCAAACCAUCAACAAAGUUGGUGUAGACCUGAGAACUGACUGCUUCACUCACGGUCAGCUCUAUGUAGGACUCAGCAGAGUCCGCUCUCCAGACGACAUAGUCGUCCUGGUGCCACACGACCGCAUCCACGAUGGCGUGGCCUACACCAAAAACAUUGUUUACCACAACCUUCUCCAAUAA
Molecule: messenger RNA, 2865 nt
Organism: Thrips palmi
Lineage: Eukaryota; Metazoa; Arthropoda; Insecta; Thysanoptera; Thripidae
Exons: 1
Coding region: 1-2865 (954 amino acids)
Biological process (GO): telomere maintenance; DNA repair
Molecular function (GO): DNA helicase activity
Source: RefSeq, a predicted model, not a curated record